Molecule: messenger RNA, 1891 nt
Organism: Eruca vesicaria subsp. sativa (arugula)
Lineage: Eukaryota; Viridiplantae; Streptophyta; Magnoliopsida; Brassicales; Brassicaceae
Source: the annotation of a GenBank genome assembly
CAAGAAUCUCUAAAGGAUCUCCUCGUUUUAUUGCAUUAUGUCGCGCAUUAUUCACUUGUUUGAAUAUGUGAUCCACAUUAAACGUAUUGAAAUAUUCCGGUUUAACCAAACCAGAUAAAUACACAUUUUAAAGAAUUCGAUAGAAAUUAAAAAAGAUAAUCGAAAGUAAAGAGUGGAUAAGCCAUUAAUUUCAGCGGUCGAGAAAGAAAGAGAGAACAAAGAGGAUCCAUGGCGGAAUCUGAUUGCUUCUCCUUCGUACCAGAAGACGUCGUCUUCAACAUCUUCUUCAAACUCCAAGACGAUCCUCGAAACUGGGCUCGUCUCGCAUGCGUCUGCACCAAAUUCUCCUCUAUCGUACGAAACGUCUGCUGUAAAUCUCUCUGCUACUCUUCAAUCCCCACCGUCGUCUCCGAAUUCCUCCCUUCUUCCUCCUCCGCCGCUUCCGCUUCUUCAUCUUCUUCGUCUCUUCCUCCUCCCGGUGGCUGGGCUUCUCUCUACAAACUCGCCGUCUGUUGCCCCGGUCUCUUCCACGCCGGAAUCCUCCUCGAAAACUCCGAUUUCGGUUUAGAACGUGAGCUCGGUCCCGAUCAAAGCCUCGAUCCGAAACCUAAACCGACGGAUCCGGGCCAAUUUUCGAAACAAGUCGAAUCUGGUUUGCAAACGUCGUCGUUUCAGUCUACCUCGAAACAAAUCGGAUCUGGUUCAGAAGAAAUGCCGUCGCUUCAGUCAGUUACGAAACCACUCGGAUCUGGUUUUGAAACGUCGCCGUUUCAGUCAGUUACUAAACAAAUCGGCUCUUAUUUAGAGAAAACGCAGUCGUUUCAGUCUGUUUCUAAACAAGUCGGAUCUGGUUUAGAAGAAACGCAGUCGUUUCAGUCUGCUUCGAAACAAAUCGGAUCUGGUUUAGAAGAAACGCCGUCGUUUCAGUCUGCUUCGAAAGAAAUCGGAUCUGGUUUAGAUAAAACGCAGUCGUUUCAGUCUGUUUCUAAACUAGUCGGAUCUGGUACAGAAACGCAGCCGUAUUGGUCACUCUACGACGAUCUCUACACAGACACACUCCCCGCUCCUCCAGAAGCUUCCGUCCCCGAACCACAAGAACCCACCGAAACCACCGAGAUCCGACCCGGCCACAGCGACCUCCCAGCCAAGAAACACCGCAAGAUCUCCCGAUCCCUCGGAUCCCACCUCGCUUCCGGAGGAUGGAAGCUAAGCCGGGAGGAAGGCAACAAGCUCCUCGCGAGCAGGUUCCGCGGGGACUGCCUAUACAUAUGCGACUGGCCAGGGUGCAUCCACGUGGAGGAGAAGCGUAACUACAUGCUGUUCAGAGGGGUGUUCAAGGAUUUCAAGAGGUCACGAGUGUGGAGGACGAUCAAGGACGUUGGGAGGAGUAGUAAGGUGAAUGGGUUGAAGUGUGCGUUUUGUGAGUGUGAGGAGACGUGGGAUAUGCACUCGUCGUUUUGUUUGAGGAGAGUGUUUGGGUUUCAUGAUGAUGGUGAGCCUGCUGUCAGGGCUUAUGUUUGUGAGAAUGGGCAUGUCUCUGGUGCUUGGACUAAUUUGCCUCUCUACACUUGAAAAGGUUGAAGGUUGUGUCUGGAAGAGAAAAAAACUGUGUCUUUAUUGUUUUUUGAUGCUUUGUAGGAACUAGGAACUGUGAUCGUUUAUUUGUGUUGUUGAUCCUAAUUUUAUGUAUAAGAAACGGGAUUCAGUUUCUGUCUUUGCUUGUACGGUUGUUUUAUUAUCAAUUUGCUUUGGGUUGUCUUGUUUGAUGCUUUGUAGGAACUGUUAGCGUUUGUGUCGUUGGUUCUGACUCAUGUAGAAGUUAUACGUUGACUAAAUUAAUGUGGUGGUUUUUUAUAUGAAAUUAGAUUCACUUUCAUUUUUAUCUUAUGAU